AUGGGUUUGGAGAAUUAUAAGGCCAUCAUAGUUAUGGUAGGGUGCCAGUUUCUAUAUGCAGGAGUUGCUCUAACUGGAAGAGAAGCUCUUUUGCAGGAUUUUAGCUCUCGAGUGUUUGUUGUUUACAGACAAUUUACUGCUUUCUUGCUUAUUGCUCCUUUUGCUUUUUUCUCAAGGCGAGGAACAAAUGCGUGUGGUAUGACCUGGAAGGGCUUCUUCUUGAUAUCUUUGCUGUCUUUCAUUGGUGUAACAUUCAGCCAGAACCUAUAUUACGAGGGAUUGUACUUAUCCUCAUCCUCUGCAGCUAGCGCUUUGGGCAAUGCGGUUCCUGCCAUAACCUUUACUAUAGCUUAUUUCUUAGGGAUGGAAAAAGUAAAUCUUGGAAACGUGAGAAGUUUGUGCAAGAUUUUGGGAACAUGUGUAUGUGUAAGUGGCGCUGUUGUAAUGGCAGUGCUAAAAGGACCAAAAUUAAUGAACAUGGAGUUGUUGCCAAAUAAUUCAAUUGGAGAAGAAAACAGAUGGUUGAUUGGCUGCUUAUCUCUUCUUGCAAGCACCACUUGCUGGUCCCUUUGGGUUAUCUUGCAGGUUUAUGUAACAGCUCACUAUCCAGAUAAUCUCUCAUUAACGGCAUGGAUGUGCUUAAUCGCAGCCGUCCAAUCCGCCGUCUUGACAUUCAUCAUCGAGCCUGAUUUGAACACGUGGAAACUCACCUCCUCUUUGCAGUUUUUUUGUUGCUUCUACGCUGGUGUGGCUUCGGCAUUGACAUUCUUAGGGCAAGCAUGGUGCAUAGGCAUGAGAGGGCCUCUUUUUUCAGCCAUGUUCAAUCCUCUUUGUACAGUCAUAGUCACAAUAUUUGCCUUCAUUUUCAUGCAUGAAGAGUUGUACAUCGGAAGCCUGACCGGUGGAUUGGCGGUGAUAAUUGGAUUGUAUGUGGUGCUAUGGGGCAAGGCAAAAGACUAUGAAGAAAUCAAGGAAGAAGAUACUACUACUAAAAAGCACCAAAAUAAUGUUUAUGGGCAAAAUGAGGCCAUCACUAGUGUUGACUUGGAGCAGCCCCUUUUGUCUGAUAAUUGA
Salvia splendens (bonfire salvia) is the source of this 1074-nucleotide messenger RNA. Its product is annotated as WAT1-related protein At4g30420. NCBI's taxonomy places the organism in Eukaryota, Viridiplantae, Streptophyta, Magnoliopsida, Lamiales, Lamiaceae. The transcript is spliced from 6 exons. The record is from RefSeq and is a predicted model, not a curated record. Bases 1 to 1074 code for a protein of 357 amino acids. Gene Ontology annotation, cellular component: membrane. Gene Ontology annotation, molecular function: transmembrane transporter activity.